AUGGCCCACCCCACGGACGCGCCUGACGCCUCGCACACGUGCCCAACACCCAACAGCGACGUGGAGCGCGGCAUUCUACCUACGCUGGGGAAGACAAAGGAGCAGCGCAUCCAGGAUCUGCGAGACCAAUCCAAGCAGCUCUUUCAGUGCAUUGACGACAUGGAGCGGGCCAAAUGGAUGUUGGGUCGACCCGUGAACAACUCGCUCCUCUUUCAACUGCUGCACGACGACACCACCGACACUAUGUCGUGGUUUGAUCGCGAAGCGAUUCAAGACGAGAAGAAGAAGGUGCUACAGCACCCUGUGAUGCGCGUGCUGGUCUUGCUCAAGUGGCAGGCGUUUGGCUUCCGCAUGUACUGCGAGCACCUCUUCAUGUACUGGCUGCUUCUCUUCACGAUGGUCCUCUCGCUCUCGAUGGGCCUCGGCGUCGCCCCCGAGUCGACCUACCACGAGCUCCUCAUCGGCUGGCUCACAACGUGCUCGUUCCUCAUCAUUGUGGCGUUCGCGACGCGCUUCUUCACGUGGAAGCGAAAUUGCUCUGCGCGUGCGUUGCGAUCGCGCUGGGAGACGUUUGGCCGCGUCAACAACAUCUUUGUCGGGGUCUCGGCACUCUAUUUUUGCGCGAUCGAGCUCCGCGAACUGGCGGCCGACGUUGACGACGAUGCGCUGCGCAAGCAAAUGGGCCUGCUGCAAUGGCACAUCGUGUACAUCCCGCGCCACAUGUGCUUGGCGGUGUGGGACGUCGUGCGUGGCCGCAAGCCAACGCCGUACCUCGAGUCGUACUGGAACCGCAUCCAGCUCCCGACCUUCUUCUUCGUCCUCAUCUACGUCUUCUGCGAGUUUACGGCACCAUUUUCGGUCAACAUGCGCGUCUAUGCUGGCAUUCCGGCAGUCCUCCUGCUCUGGAUCAUGGGUCUUCAGUACCUCGAGGUCUUUGGCUCGAUCUCGUACCUCCUCCCGAUGAUGCGGCGCAUGCUCUCGGAUGGGUACAGCUUUUUGGUCUUCUACUGGUCGAUCCAGUGCGGCUACACGUGUGCGUACUACCUCCUCUUCAAGAGCCAAGGCGAGAACGCCGCGUUCGCGCCGUACAACUCGCUGCCCGAGAGCUUCGUCACGACGUACCUUGUAACGUUUACGCAGAUCAACUUGGCGCCGUUCCAGGCGCUGACGUCGCCGGCGGCCUAUGUGCUUGGCUACACGCUGCUGCUAACGCACGCGACGAUCGUCAUCGUGAUGCUGCUCAACGCGCUCAUUGCCAUCAUGAACAAAACCAUGGGCGCGUACGUUGAAGAAGCCAAGCUCGAGGCGACGGUAACGUUUUCCGAGUGCGUGCUGCGCUUGGAGAAGGCCAAGACGUUUGGCACGCAGACCAAAGACUGGGCGAGCAUCUUGGGCAAAGAUGAUCAUGUGUUUUUCAACGUCCUCGAAGACACGCUGCGGAUGCUCCGCCACGAAAACAACCACGACGAGGUCGUGCGUGAGGCGAUCGAGGCCUAUAACCUGGCGGCGAAGUCGUUUCUCAAGUCCGACUAA
This is a messenger RNA of Saprolegnia parasitica CBS 223.65, 1533 nucleotides long. RefSeq lists its product as hypothetical. Bases 1 to 1533 code for a protein of 510 amino acids. Gene Ontology annotation, molecular function: monoatomic ion channel activity. The record is from RefSeq and is a predicted model, not a curated record. The transcript is spliced from 3 exons. Gene Ontology annotation, biological process: calcium ion import across plasma membrane. Gene Ontology annotation, cellular component: membrane. NCBI's taxonomy places the organism in Eukaryota, Oomycota, Saprolegniomycetes, Saprolegniales, Saprolegniaceae.